UUUUUGAGCUAGAGCAGGUUAAACACGCGCAAGGGAGUGAAAAAUUAGUUGUAAUAUCCCUUUAGUCAUUUCCCGAACCGGAAGCUGGAAUCGGAAGCUAACUUCAGCUUCGUUUUUGACACAAUUGUGAAAAUUGCUGUGAAUCAAAGCCUUUGUUGCAUACUGUGUUUUAUUCUUUGUUUCUUGGUCAUUAAUCUUUUUUGUAUUUAUUUUUGUAAGGUCCAGUGAUACGUCUUGUAUAAUUUGCCACAGUUUGAACUGAUGUUUGUCCUGCAGAGCAAAGCUGAGCAAUGAUUUUCAUUUCCUGUCAACUUGUUUCACAGGUGCCUUCCUUCCUCAUGGCUCAAAUCUUUUUUUAUGGGACCCUGAAGAAGGGGCAGCCCAACCACCGGCACAUAAUAGACAAAAGUAACGGUAAAGCGGAGUUCGUCGCCACGGCCGUCACCACCCAGAAAUACCCACUGGUGAUAGCGAGCAAGUACAACGUCCCUUUCCUUCUCCACCUCCCUGGACUGGGCCAAAGAGUCCWCGGGGAGAUCUACAAAGUGGACGAGCAGAUGCUGCGUUACCUGGACGACUUCGAAUGCGUCCCCACCAGAUACCAGCGCACGCCGGUCGAGCUGGAGGUCAAGGAGGCGGCGGGGGACACGGAUAGUGAGGGACUGUCACCGGGCAGCAUCGUCGAGGCGUUUGUGUACAGCACUACGACUUACCAACCGGACUGGCCUUCACUUCCCACCUACGASAACUACGAUUCACACGGAGCUCACGGCCUCAGAUACGUGUGCAAAGAAGACAGAGACUGACUUCAGUACUGAGGGGGUUUAUUACAUAAGCUUUUUGUUUACCCUCAACAUCUUCAAUCCUUAUGAGACUUUUUUCUGAAGUAGAAUUUAAUCUUUUCUAACUAUGUAUCUUAGCCACAAAUCAUGGUGAAAGCAUUUACAUUUCCAGUUCUUAGUUUCACACUAUUMUCUCCAGCAUUUCCAAGGCCCCUGCCGAAGCAGCGUAGAUUAAAUAGGAGUUCAUUCCAGAGCCUGGGGGCCACAGAGGAGAAGGCACGGUCACCACAAGUCUUAAAGCAAGUGAGGGGAACCAUAAGGAGAUGUUGAUCCUGUGAGCGGAGGUCCCGUCUGGGGUUGUAAGGUGAAAUGAGACAUUUAAUGUAUUCAGGUGCUUGACCAUGAAGAGCUCUGAAAGUGAGGACCAGGAUUUUGAACCGGAUUCUGAAUUGAACCGGGAGCCAGUGAAGUUCU
Austrofundulus limnaeus is the source of this 1256-nucleotide messenger RNA. RefSeq names its product gamma-glutamylaminecyclotransferase. Gene Ontology annotation, cellular component: cytosol. Gene Ontology annotation, molecular function: gamma-glutamylaminecyclotransferase activity. The transcript has a single exon. The record is from RefSeq and is a predicted model, not a curated record. The coding region runs from base 291 to 806 and encodes 171 amino acids. NCBI's taxonomy places the organism in Eukaryota, Metazoa, Chordata, Actinopteri, Cyprinodontiformes, Rivulidae.